CCCAGAAGCCUUUGCGUUGGAGGAGCGUGCUUGCAACAGCAGGGAGCAUCGGGUUUGAUAGGGAUGUUUCCAUCAUGGCGGCAUCCAUUUCAGGUUAUACUUUUAGUUCUGUGUGUUAUCACAGCGCCAACACAAACGCAGAUCAUGAGGGCUUCCUAUUAGGAGAUGUAAGGCAAGAAGAGACUGUCAGCAUCAGUGACACACAGAUCAGCACUGCAGAGUUGCUCCAAGUAGUAGAAAUCCAUAACCAUGAUCCCUGUGCACAGUUAUUUAGCUUUUAUGACUACGCAGGCAAACUCAAUGAAGAAAACCUCAACACCAUUCUUAAAGAUAGGCGGAAAAACGUCAUUGGUUGGUACCGGUUCCGGAGGAACACGCAGCAGCAGAUGUCUUUCAGGGAACAGAUCAUCCACAAACAGCUGACUGAGCUGCUUGGUGUGCCCGACCUCGUCUUCCUUCUCUUCAGCUUCAUCUCCACCGCCAACAGCUCCACGCACGCACUGGAGUACGUGCUCUUCAGACCUAGCCGCAGUAGGUUCAACCAGAGGAUCACCCUCUCAAUCCCAAACCUUGGCAACACGAGCCAGCAGGAAUACAAAGUCUCCUCAGUGCCCAACACCUCGCUCAACUACACCCAGGUCAUCAAAGAGCAUGGGGCUGAAUUCUUUGACAAAGAUGGUGUGAUGAAGGAUAUCCGAACAAUAUUCCAAGUCUACAGUGCGCUACAGGAUAAAGUGCAGGCUGUGUGUGGGGAGGUAGAACAAAGUGAACGUGUGAAGGAGAAUAUUCAAGAGGAUGUGAACAAACUCAAACAACAAAUUGCUCUCAGGAAACGCAAGACGGCAGAAGAAGAGAGAAAGCUCCGUGAGGCCCAAAAUGCAGAAUCCCAUCCCACUCCAGAGGAGAACACAGAACCUUCUGAGGCGUCCCCUCUUUCCCGGAUAACUUUCCACACACCCUCUGCUCCGGAGCGGCCCAGUACCUCCCCUAACCCUUCAUCUUACACUGACCUCUUGUCCCAGGAUGACUCUCUGCUCCCCUCUUCGUCCCCGCCUACCAGUGCCGCUCUACUGCCCCGGCCUCAAGCUGUGGGCUCUCCAGGACACCCUACCCCUGGCCCGCUGGGGAUGGGCCUCGGGUUGGGCCUCGGGCUCGGUGCCAGCUCUAAUCCUGUUGCCGCUCCCAGUACCCCGUACCUUGGAAAUGGUGACGGAUCGAGCUCUGACUCAUUAGACAGACAAGCUGCAGGGCAGGAAGAUGACGAAGAAGAUGAGGAUGACGACAAGGAAGAAGACGAGGACAGUAGCGAAUAUGAGAACUUAGUGAGUGAAGCCGGUCAUCUGCCAAUGGUCUCUGCCAGCGUUUUAGCACAAGGCCGACCAGCUGCCCUCAGUCCGGAUGGGGACGCCCGUGGCUCACAGACCACAUAGAAACAUGCCACAGGGUGUGUACAGGACACAAAUAAGUGACGCACCUUGAGAGGUUGGCAUCUCAAGCAAUCAAAGAUAGACAAAAUAAGUGCCAGUCCUGAAAGUGAAAGGCAUGCACAGGUGGUGUCCCGCUGUGAGUGUUUCUUGUCUUCGUCUGAUCUCCAUUUUAAGGGGAAACUUUGCUCGGCUUUGCAGGCUUACCAGGUGUGUCUCACUGGGGGAAAAGUCGUCUGUGUUUUAUUUUUUAUUUUUGGAAUGGGGUCGGUCUCGGUACUUCAGUGUGGAUGUUUUUGGCUCUCUAAAAGACAGGCCCUGCUCCACUCUUUCUGUAUCUUUUUUGUUUCACAUCUGCAUCACCAAUUCUAAGCACCCACUCUUGCAUUACCUCUUGCACUAUUAUUUUUGCCUUCUUAUAAACAAUCUAUCUAAGAAAAGCAAAGGGGGGAUAUUUUGAGGCCUUCAAACUCUUUUUUGUAUUUUUUUUGUUUUUAAGAAGUAGGCAAAUGGUUUUUGUUUUUUUUGGGAAAAGAGAUCAAUUAUGUAACUAGAAUGUCUUUGACAUGCACAUUUCCCUCAUUUGAUUUUGGACAAUAGAUUUUCUUUUUCAUGUUCCACAGUCUUAAAUGAAUCAUACAGUUGCCUGUUUAAAUGAUUUAAACAAUAGAUUUCAAACAAAUUUUACUUUGCCACUUUUUAAAUGGGUUCUUUAUAUAGACAUAAUUAUAUAUAUAUAUUUUGUCAGAUUAAUAGUUAGUCUAAUUUGAUUGACAAGAAUGUCAAUGUCUUGUUCCUCUUGGUUAACACUGAACUUGUAUGCGCUUAACAAAAUCUAAGAUUUCUUUAUUAUUGUGCUAUACCAAUGCUGUCAUGUUGUGCCACUUGAGUAGUCCUCUUCGGCCACCCUGAGCCAAACUCUGCUCAGCUUUUGUGUGUUGUAUGGGGCUCACAGGGCAAACACAAUGUACUGUAGCUUUACUAACCAGAUGCUUAAGGUUCCCUCCUGCUGCUGCAACACAGAGAGCUACCACUAAAAAACUGCAUCUGUCUGUUCUCUUUACCUGGCUGCUACUUCCACUUCACAGUGCUGGUUGUCGCCAAUACUACUGACCGUGAUCAUAUAACCACUUCAAGCUCACAGCUCACUGACUUGUUCUCUAUUAAAGUCAUAAUGGAAGGCUGAUACCUGCUGUAGUGUGUGUGAAUUGUGACCUUGUGAACAGAGAGAGAGAGAGUGCGAUCACCUUGUCAUAGUCGACAGCAGACCUCAUGUGUUCUGACCUGGUUGGGUCAAUGUUACGUGUAUGGACCUGGAUAAUGUGAUGAAAACAUCAUGACCUUGCUUCAGUAUACAGUGCCUUCCACUCAGGGCAGUUUCUAUCAGCACAAGGAACACAUUCACAGAUCUCUCUUUUGAGAGGUACAAUUAUAACAAACUGUGUUGUGUUUGCAAUAAUCGACUUCCAGCAUUUUUCUUUUUCUUUUUUUUUUUUUAGUCCUGCAGGUAUAUGCCUCAUUUGAUGUUUUGUCUACCUGAAACAAUCCUCACUGCUUCCUAAAGCUGUUUUCCCUUUUUGCUUUCACUGACGACUUCAGAGUGGAUCUGCAUCUCAUGGUUGCAGCUGUGACUGCUUGCUUUAUUAUUUUUGAACUGGAAUUAUAACUGUUAAGUCAGAGGCAAUCUGCUUGGUAACUGAUACUUCCUGCAAGGCAGGGAUGGUAUAAUGAGCAUGACUGACAUGCUGAUGACCUUUAAAAAAACCAUCUAGCGCAUUUUAAGACAACUGAGUAACAAGGUGUGGAUUUAUUGGGUGCUGGAUGUAGGACACCCUCCUUGCAUGAACCGCUCAAUAGACACUGUUGUAUUCAGCAUGGACAGACAUUUGCACUGCACAUAGAGGACAACUAACAUAAUGAUCAGCAGGUUGCACUCACAAACAAAGACAUGUUGUGGGAGAAGAUUUGCCUUGUGAACAAGCUCCACUUUAUUUACACGGCCUGUUUGUAUGUCAUGUUUUUCUUUGUUGCCUCAUUUAAUUUGCCCUGAUGUGUAAUGCCAAUGCAUCACUUAUCGGGAACUGGCACUCAAAAUGUUACUUUAUAAUCACCCAGAGUAACACAAUCACACAAUGUUAAAAUAAAUUGCAAAAUCAA
Cottoperca gobio is the source of this 3581-nucleotide messenger RNA. It is a transcript of the gene abraxas2, whose product is annotated as abraxas 2, BRISC complex subunit. NCBI's taxonomy places the organism in Eukaryota, Metazoa, Chordata, Actinopteri, Perciformes, Bovichtidae. The record is from RefSeq and is a predicted model, not a curated record. Bases 75 to 1430 code for a protein of 451 amino acids. The transcript has 9 exons. Gene Ontology annotation, biological process: mitotic spindle assembly; attachment of spindle microtubules to kinetochore; protein K63-linked deubiquitination. Gene Ontology annotation, molecular function: polyubiquitin modification-dependent protein binding; microtubule binding. Gene Ontology annotation, cellular component: nucleus.